This is a messenger RNA of Coregonus clupeaformis (lake whitefish), 3056 nucleotides long. RefSeq names its product elongator complex protein 2-like. Gene Ontology annotation, molecular function: protein binding. Bases 2 to 2509 code for a protein of 835 amino acids. The record is from RefSeq and is a predicted model, not a curated record. Lineage: Eukaryota; Metazoa; Chordata; Actinopteri; Salmoniformes; Salmonidae. Gene Ontology annotation, biological process: tRNA wobble uridine modification. The transcript is spliced from 22 exons. Gene Ontology annotation, cellular component: elongator holoenzyme complex.
GAUGGCGGCUCCCAUAAUAGAAACAUGUCAUGUCGCAUGUUGUGCAAAUCGAACCCCAAAUGUUCUUUCAUGGGGUCGUGGGGGGCUCAUUGCAUAUGGAACAUGCAAUUCUGUCGCUCUCUAUGACCCACAGGAGAAAGGUGUUGUUGCUAUCCUGAAUGGACAUACCGGGAGGGUGAACACAGUCCAGUGGGUCCACAGAGAGGACUGUGGUAGAGAAACUCACCUGGUGUCAGGAGCGUCUGACAGUCUACUGAUUGUGUGGGAGGUCCAAGAUGGGAAGUUUAACCACUGUGUUGAGUGUGUUGGACAUACUGGACCAGUGUGUGCUGUGGAUGCCAUCCACCUGGACAACAGUAAGCUACUCAUCGCCUCCACAGCCUCCGACUCCACUGUCAAACUAUGGCUCUAUACUGGAAGUAAAGCGGAGUGCACCCAUACCAUAUCCUUUGGGAGCGGAUUCAUGAUGGAUGUCUCGCUAGCGUGGUUGCCAGGCAGCAGAGUUCCCAUACUUGCCUGCGGGAGCGACGAUUGCAGAAUCCAUUUGUAUGCGCAGUGCAAUGGACAGUUCAGGAAAGUCCUCUCCUUGCAAGGGCAUGAGGAUUGGAUCCGUGGUGUGGAGUGGGCCUGUGUAGACGGGGAUCUGUUACUGGCCAGCUGUGCUCAGGACUGUCUGAUCAGGGUGUGGAGGCUGGUUGCCAAGUCUGGGCCAGAGAGAAACACGCAGGAUGAACGCACCAUUAGGAUGACUGAAGAUGUCUUUACACUGACAGAAAACGAUGCCUCCUCAGCGUUUGCAGUGACGCUAGAGUCAGUCCUGGCCGGCCACGAGAACAAGGUCUAUGGAGUCCACUGGCAGCCCCCUGUCAUCAAAGGUGGCGACCAGCAUCAGUCUCUGAGUUUGCUCUCUGCUUCCAUGGACAAGACCAUGAUCCUGUGGGCUCCGGAAGAGGGCUCGGGGGUGUGGGUGGAGCAGGUGCGUGUGGGGGAGGUGGGGGGAAACACACUGGGUUUCUACGGCUGCCAGAUGAGUCCAGACGGAUCCAUGAUCCUGGCCCACGCCUUCCACGGAGCGCUGCAUCUCUGGACCCAGAGCCACGGCAAAGAGGGAGAGUGGAGUCCAGGGGUGGUGAUAUCUGGUCACUUCAACGCAGUGCAGGACCUGAGCUGGGACCCUGAGGGGGAAUUCAUCCUCAGUGUGGGGUCAGACCAGACCACCAGGCUACUAACACCCUGGAGGAGGAAGGACCAAACACAGCCUACCUGGCACGAGAUCUCUCGCCCCCAGAUCCACGGCUAUGACAUGCAGUGUUUGGCCUUAGUGGGGCGCUUCCAGUACGUCUCCGGGGCCGACGAGAAGGUCCUCCGAGUGUUCCGCGCCCCCCGCAACUUUGUGGAGAACUUUGCAAACAUCUCCGGCACGCCUCUGGCAAAGCUGCUGGCCUCCAGUGACACUGUAGAUCAACCAGAAGGUGCCAGUACUCCUGCCCUAGGCCUCUCCAACAAGGCUGUGUUUCAAGGUGAUCUGGCUCCCAAGGCCAAUGAAGAGCAGGGAACCGGGUUCAACAGUGUUUCUGACCAAUACCAAGAGUCCUAUUUCCACCCUCUCAUCCUUAAUGAGCCCCCUCCAGAGGACCACCUUCUCCAAAACACACUAUGGCCUGAGGUCCAAAAACUGUACGGACACGGCUUUGAGAUGUUCUGUCUGGCGUCUGACAGUGGGAGGACGGUGGUGGCAUCGGCAUGUAAGGCCUCUAAGGCCGAGCAUGCGGCCGUGCUGCUCUGGAGCGCCACCUCCUGGCGCCAGCUACAGGCGCUGCCUUGCCACAGCCUCACCGUCACCCAGAUGGCCUUCUCUCCCAACGGACGGCUCCUAUUGGCCGUGUCCCGGGACAGGACCUGGUCGCUAUGGAGACGGGACGACCCCGCCGCUACCCCUACAAACACAGAACCCCAUUUCUCCCUGCACACAUCUACAAGGAAGGACACGGCCAUACAUACACGCAUCAUAUGGUCAUGUGACUGGAGUUCCGACAACAAGUACUUUGUGACGUCGAGUCGAGACAAGAAGGUGAUAGUAUGGGGUCACUGCAGUAGUUCUGAGGCCAGUGUGACCCCUGUUGAACCCCCAGUCAUCCGGCCCUGUUCCUCCAUAUUAGACGUAGGAGACUCGGCCACUGCUGUCUCCUUCUGCCCCGUCCUCUGCCCCGACAACAGCUACCUGCUGGCGGUGGGGCUGGAGAGUGGCCAGGUCCUGCUGUAUAAGUGGAGACCCAGUGAGGAGCCUGCUGGCGCAUCAGACUGGACCAGAUAUGGAGAGACAGACUCCUCUCAGAGUCACUCGCUGACGGUGAAGAGGCUGCGCUGGAGGCCGAGGGCAGGCCGAGCCGGCCAGGGGGGUGAGGAGGAGGGCAGGGACACAGCAGCAUGCAGCUCCUGGGUACAGCUAGCCAGUGCGGGGGCAGACCACUCUGUCAAAAUCUUUAACAUCAACAGACUGGCUGUGUAGCUAGCGUUGGGCCGGAGACACUGACACCAUUAGAUCGUGGUAUCUUGACACACUGCUGACUGAGACUACAGGGCUGUCUGAAGCAGACCUGGGUCUGGCUAUUCACUGGGUCAUUCCAUUCACCCUGUGUGACAGCCAGCCAGCUAGCUCAGACGAGAGUCACAAGGCCAGGUCUGGAGGUCUGGUGAUCUGGCCUACAGGCUGCUUUCAGGACGCCCCUAGCCCAGGACUUCUCUCUCUCUCGUUGCAGCCCUGGUCUUUAUCUUUCGUAUUUAUGCUCUUAUUAAGGUCUGGGACGAGGGAUAUUAGGCUCACCGUUUCAACAUACUUUUAUGCUAAUGUUUUCAUUUGUUAGGGCUCAGUAACUGUCAAAUCAAGUCAUAUUUGAAAGUCCCCUGGUUUCUUGAUUACCAUAUCUUCUUUCUUUGUGGUGUAUUGUGUUCUCUUCAUGGUCUGAUGGUUUGAAAUGUCCUUAGAAAAAGAUGACACAGUACUGAUGCUUUUAAUGUAAAGAAGUUACAUAUCUGAAUAAAGCUCUUUUUGUAUA